AUGAGACUCGUGCCCGCAGAUCCUAAUCAAUUGGAUGAGUUGUUUGCAAUAUUUUGCGAGUGUGCUGAGCUGAAUCCUGAUCCCACAGAAGCAGAGGAAGAAGUUCAACACAAUUGGAUUUUCAGUGCUGAUCAACUGGAAAAUGAUGAUGCAGAGGAUGAUGGCAGAGAAUGGGCUUUCCCUGAAAUCUCAACUCAUACGAUUGGGGCUAAUGGGACUCACGACUUGGCUCAUUCAGUGGUGCAGUCACCGGCCGCCAAUUGCCGCCUAGAGAUGAAGGUGAUAGCAGCCUAUUUGCUCGCCGUGUUGGGAGGUAACGCCGCCCCUUCCGCCGGCGAUGUGAAGGACAUCCUCUCCUCCGUUGGAGCUGAAGCUGAUAACGAUAGAGUUGAACUUCUUUUAUCGCAAGUGAAGGGAAAAGACAUUACACAGCUAAUUGCUGCUGGACGUGAGAAGCUGGCCUCUGUACCUUCCGGCGGUGGUGCAGUUGCAGUUGCCACAUCAGCAUCUGGCGGUGCAGCUGCUCCAGCUGCGGUGGAGACUUCAAAAGAAGAGAAAGUGGAGGAGAAAGAGGAAUCAGAUGACGAUUUGGGCUUCAGCCUCUUCGACUAG
Messenger RNA from Striga hermonthica, 612 nucleotides. Lineage: Eukaryota; Viridiplantae; Streptophyta; Magnoliopsida; Lamiales; Orobanchaceae. The record is from the annotation of a GenBank genome assembly.